AUACCGUUCUAAGCCUGUAAUGCACACAUCUCCUUUCCAACAAAGAUUGUGAAAGUAAAGAAUGACAUAAUUUAGCAUUGACACUACUCCCCUAUAUAACAUCCUAAGCCACCCCUCUCUAUCACACACACUUUCUUUAUUUCAUUGUUACAAGUUUAAGGUUUACAAAUCAUGGAUCGAAAGACCGCCCUCCUCACGGCCCUCAUCUGCAUUGUCUUUGCUUCCGUCGGCGGUCAGUCACCAUCCUCGUCCCCCACUGCCACCCCUACUCCACCUACUACCACCACUCCACCACCCACUCCCACCCCUCCUGCCACUUCCCCACCCCCAACUGUUUCAUCUCCACCACCAGUCUCCUCUCCUCCACCAGUAAGCUCACCACCACCCGUAGCAACCCCUCCACCAGUAUCAACCCCUCCACCAGUAGCAACACCACCACCAGCAUCCCCUCCCCCGGUGGCAACCCCACCACCAGCAUCCCCUCCACCAGUGGCUACCCCACCACCAGCCACACCUCCACCUGUUGCAACACCACCACCAGCAACUCCUCCACCUGUAGCAACACCACCACCAGCUGUCCCACCACCAGCACCUGUCCCAGUCUCUUCUCCUGCCGUCACUCCAUCGGUGGCUCCAUCUCCGUUAACUUUGGGCCCACCAUUGCCUCCUACAGGAUCACCAACUCCGUCAGUCACCACCCCUAGUGUAUCUCCGGCUCCAUCAACCGCUACUGAUGUGAGUGGUGUUGAGAAGAUGGGAUCGGUAGUUGGAAUGUGGUUGGUUUCUGGAUCGGCUCUUGCUUCCUUGCUGCUACUCUAGAGAUCCGGGACAGGAUAUCUUUCAUUGUAUUCUCAAGUGAAUUUAGUUGGAUUCUUUUGUGUUGGUGUUUGGAGAGAAUUUUUAUUAUUGUUAUUACUUAUUAUUAUUAAUAUUAUUAUUAUUGGUUUUUCA
This is a messenger RNA of Helianthus annuus (common sunflower), 951 nucleotides long. RefSeq names its product classical arabinogalactan protein 9. Gene Ontology annotation, cellular component: plasma membrane. The transcript is spliced from 2 exons. Bases 172 to 819 code for a protein of 215 amino acids. NCBI's taxonomy places the organism in Eukaryota, Viridiplantae, Streptophyta, Magnoliopsida, Asterales, Asteraceae. The record is from RefSeq and is a predicted model, not a curated record.